Molecule: messenger RNA, 1459 nt
Organism: Ricinus communis (castor bean)
Lineage: Eukaryota; Viridiplantae; Streptophyta; Magnoliopsida; Malpighiales; Euphorbiaceae
Product: caffeoylshikimate esterase
Exons: 8
Coding region: 275-1228 (317 amino acids)
Cellular component (GO): membrane
Molecular function (GO): lipase activity
Source: RefSeq, a predicted model, not a curated record
AAUUGCAUGCGCAUCUCUCUCUCUAUAUAUACAUAAUACCUGUUCUUACAGUCUGUAUAUAUUUGGAUAGGAGUCUGUUAUAUACAUAUAACCUAUUUUAAUUUGUUCUCUUUUCUAUAUAUAUAUAUAUAUAUCUUUUUAUACCAAUCCCAUAUUUAUCUCUUUCAUGCACUAGAAAAUUAAUAUAUAUAUCUCAUAAACAAUUCUCUCUUUUCAUACAAAUUAAGCCCUCUUCAAUUGUUCAGGCUUCCAAGUUUCUGACCAUAAAAGUUUCAUGGCGAGGGAUGCAGGAAACCUGAAGUAUGAUGAGGAGUUUAUAUUGAAUUCAAGAGAGUUGAAGCUAUUCACAUGUCAAUGGAUUCCUCUGAAUCAAGAACCAAAAGCUCUGAUCUUUAUCUGCCAUGGUUAUGCCAUGGAAUGCAGUAUCACCAUGAAUAGUACCGCGAAUCGGCUAGCAAACCAAGGAUUUGCAGUUUAUGGUAUAGAUUAUGAAGGACAUGGAAAAUCAUCAGGAUUAGAAGGGUAUGUUGAAAGUAUGGAUAAAAUAAUUGAAGACUGCUCAGAGCAUUUCACAAGCAUAUGUGAGAAGAAAGAGAACAGAGGGAAGAUGAGGUACUUGCUAGGAGAAUCCAUGGGAGGAGCAGUGGCCCUUCUUUUACACAGAAAACAGCCUAAUUUUUGGGAUGGAGCAGUGCUGGUGGCACCCAUGUGCAAGCUUGCAGAUGAUGUGAAGCCACAUCCAGUGGUAAUCAAUGUUCUCACAAAGCUUUGCAAUGUUAUUCCAACUUGGAGAAUAAUCCCUUCAAAAGAUAUCAUUGAUGUUGCUUUUAAAGUACCUCAAGUCAGACAACAGAUUAGAGCAAAUCCAUAUUGCUACAAAGGUCGUCCUCGCUUGAAAACUGGCUAUGAACUUUUGAGAACUACAGGGAAUAUAGAGAAAAGGCUUGAAGAGGUUUCGUUUCCAUUUAUGGUUCUACAUGGGGAAGAAGACAGAGUGACAGAUAAAUCUGUAAGCUCACAACUAUUCAAUGUGGCUUCAAGCACAGACAAGACAAUCAAACUAUACCCUGGAAUGUGGCAUGGUCUACUAUAUGGAGAGCCAUUGGAAAACAUUGACAUUGUCUUUAAGGACAUUAUCGAGUGGCUAGAGAAGAGAGCUACCCAAGGAAAUACAAGGUUGGAGAGAGAGCUAAAACAAAGAAACGAUUGUUUGUCCAUGUCAAAAUAAAGGGCAGAAAACAGAAGUUGGUUAACUAUGAAGAGUGCUUUAGCUUUUUAGCCAGAAAACAGAAGUUCUACCAAAAGGAUUGGAUACUGAAUGUUCCUAAGGGAGACCAUGAUAAUUAUGAAGGAAUGUUAAUCCUGUGUAGAGUUUAUAUCAAUGUGACAGGACAAAGACUUACAAUAUUUGUUUCAAUAGCUCCCCGAUUGAAUGCCUAGUUUUGCAUAUUCAAGUAAA